Molecule: messenger RNA, 1790 nt
Organism: Bombus huntii
Lineage: Eukaryota; Metazoa; Arthropoda; Insecta; Hymenoptera; Apidae
Product: kelch-like protein 17
Exons: 9
Coding region: 35-1573 (512 amino acids)
Molecular function (GO): protein binding
Source: RefSeq, a predicted model, not a curated record
UGCCACGCAGUUGCUGAUUUUCGAUUCGACCAACAUGGGAACUAGAGCCGUCGCUGUGGGGGCGGCACCAGGAGCAGCGGGGGUAUCUGGCGAGGCAGGUUUAGCCGGCGUACCCAGACUUCUGGAGGACCUGGCUCGACUUUCCGAGGACAAAGACACAGCUGACAUUGUCUUUCUGCUAGGAAGGGACGAGACACCGGUGUACGCUCACAGAAUUAUCCUCCAAGCGAGAUGCAAGAACUUCACAGCCGCGAAGAGGAUCGGGACACCUGGAAAUCCAACGUCAGUGCGUAUGCUACAUGCUCAUCCGGAGACUUUUCGACAGUUCAUUCACUAUAUAUACACAGGCAAGAUUAUGCUUCAGGACAGUGGCAUCUUCGAGAUGUUGGGACUUGCUCAAGAACUAGGAGUCGAGGAACUAUGGAGAAGUUGCGAGGAACACGUCUCCGCUACGCUUAGCCCAGGAAACGCGUGUGCUCUUUUGACUGCCGCUCUGGAUGCCCAGGAGCGUGUUCCCGGUGGUAAAGGAGCUUGUUCCUCCUUCAUCGAAAGAUGUUUCGCUUUCAUCGGAGAAAAUGCUGUAGACACAGUGAAAACAACGGCGUUUUGUAAUCUUCCAAAGGAUGCACUGGUGAAACUUAUAUCUUCGGACUAUCUAGGGUUGGAGGAAGAAGAUGUUUGGAGAGCUGUACUGAACUGGGCAAAAUAUCAGGCAGGGGUGACGCAGCCUACUCAACACUGGACAGAGGAGGAACGUGUGAGGGUUUGCCAACAUUUAUCAGGAGUGAUAAAUCACGUUCGCCUGCUGCUAAUCGACAGCCAGGUCUUUGCGGAGGAAGUAGAGCCAACAGGAGCAGUGCCUAUAGAGCUUUCCUUGGAGAGGUACGAAUUUUUCAAUCCCGAUCGAUCAAGUGGCUCAAAACCCAUAAGAUAUAGGUAUGCAGCCCUACCAAACAAGUACGCGGAAAUCUGUACAGAUAAGAGGUUACAACCAAGAGUAAGUCCAUUCCUAUUUCCUGGGUCGCAAAUUCUGUCGCGAGAUAAGGUGGGUUUCCAGCGUCUCCUCAAUCAGUGGUAUGGAUCACCGAAGCAAAGUUGGCGAUUGGUAUAUCGUGCCUCCAAUCAUGAUUACUCUGCAACAGCGUUCCACCGACAUUGUGACGGGGUUUGUCCAACAUACGUAAUUGCGUUGGGAACUCGAGGAGAAAUUUGUGGUGGCUUUAGCGACGCACCAUGGGGUAAAACGAAUGCUAAAGGGCACUACAUCUCUUCAGAAAAAGCUUUCUUAUUUACUCUGACCAAUAACCAAGAUGUUCCUCCAACGAAAUACGACAUUGUAAAGAAGCCUUUUGCAAUUUGUUAUCAUCCGGACAUCGGACCAAUUUUCGGAGCAGGAGCUGAUUUACUAAUUUCUAGUAACUGCAACGUGAACAAGGAAAGCUAUAGUAAUCUUCCCCAUAGCUACGAUGGAGAACACGCCUCUAACACUGUACUUAUGGGAGACUACCAUUUUUUUGUAGUAGAUUACGAAGUCUUCACCCUCAGCCACCCAGCUCCCAAAUCUACUCAUUAACAAUAUAAAUAUUUUUCAUUCCAUGAGCUUGUACAUAUAUGGUUGCAUACUUUUUUUUAAGAAUAGUAAAUUUAGGUAACACCGUUAGUAAGUUGUUCAAUUCAUAAAUGAGUAAAUUUUGAAUAUGAACAGGGUAUAAUUUUACGAAAAUAAAAAUGUAACUUUUUACGCUAUUCAAAAUAAAGAAUGAAUUAAACUUACUUUCGGUUUUUUCAGU